Messenger RNA from Nasonia vitripennis (jewel wasp), 1856 nucleotides. RefSeq names its product putative SERF-like protein. NCBI's taxonomy places the organism in Eukaryota, Metazoa, Arthropoda, Insecta, Hymenoptera, Pteromalidae. The transcript is spliced from 3 exons. The coding region runs from base 452 to 646 and encodes 64 amino acids. The record is from RefSeq and is a predicted model, not a curated record.
GCGUACCGUGCGUGUUGAAACAUGAGCCAUGCGCAUCAAAGGCCAAAAGCCAACGCAACUCCCCCUUCCGUCGCUUGCCUCAACCAACGAACCAGCCCAUGCCAAAUGCCAAUUUGCCAUCAGAGCAGAAUACGACGGGGAGGACGAGACGAGGACGGCGGCGGCAGAAGGCGGACGGCCUAUAUAUAUAUCGGACAUCGGAACAGCGCGCGACAGACAGGCUCUGUACUUACUUACGUCUUUUUUUUGUUCGUCUCGUCGUCGCCGUCGCUGCUCAUCUCGACUCUCGUGGAGAAGAAGACUCGAGCGACGAGUUCGAGCCGGAGCCCAUAAGUAGUUUUCAGUGCGCGCGUCCGAGAGUGCAGCGGAGAGUCCUCCCAGCAGCGCACGUACAACUUCUGCGCGUCCGAACCGUCGAGUUCUUGUUUAUCGGAGACCAAGGCUAAAAAUCAUGACUCGGGGUAAUCAACGUGAACUGGCUCGUGCCAAAAACAUGAAAAAAAGUGGCAAGAAGGCAGCUGCCGAGCAAGAAAGUAACAAGGGCCUCACCCUUGAACAAAGAAAGCAAAGAGAUGCAGAGAGAAUGAGAGAAAAACAACUGAAAAAGCAACAAGAUGCUGAGAUGUCAAAACAGGCUGUAAAAUAACUAACCAGAAAACUAAUUUGAAAAUCAGUUUAAAGAAAAAUUAUCCAACUAUAAUUCUGACGCAAAGGAAUUUUCAUUUAUUAGUAACUUCUUGUGCAGCUUUGUAAACACUGAAGAACAAAGGUGCACACGAAGCUAUGAUGUACGGUUUCCAAUCCAGCAUUAUUAACUUUUACAAGCCGUACAAAACAUGACAAGUGCUAUAGCCUAUAUGAAUUAUUAUCAUAAACUGUUCAAUAAUAGAUAUUGUGAAUAAAAUCAUUGAUGCGAGUUGAAUUCUUGUGCAAGCAAGCACUUUAGAUUUAGGAGUUGUGUUUGAGAUGCGACGAAUGUACCUUAUCAAUGAGUUUGAAAACUUGUAAAUGUGAAUCUUCGAUUAAAUGAACUUUGUGAUUAAUUUCAAUAAUGUCUGGUGCGUGUGCUGAAUGUUAUAUUUUAGUCAAUCAAUCUUAACUCACAAUAAAUCUAUCAAACGUUAAAAUUUUAAUAGAAAAAAUGUACAUAAAUGGUCUUUUUCUUCUUUAAUCGCCAUACCCACCGAUUUGCUAUUGGAUAAAGGAAAUACAUACAGAUUGCAUUAAAAGCACAAUUGAAAAUAUUUUCCAAAUUUUUAUUGCACUUUCCCAAAAAAAAGUACACUUUAAUUCAUGUUUAAGAACUCUGAGUUUUCUGCGUUUGUAUUCGUUGAAAAUAGAAACAAAAACAAAAUAUUACAUCGAUAGUUCGGCAUAAAGUUGCAGAACGUUCUUAACAAACUGAAAAAUACAAUGGAAGACUGAAUCUUAUAUAUCAUAGUGCUAACAUGGGAAAGAAAGGUAUAAAAAUCAAUAAAUCUUGUAUCAUAACGAUGAAAGGUACUACUAGCCUCUACAAAACCAAAGUUUGUAACAGUGUUACAGCGUUGUACACAAUCCACUUGUUACAUUAUAUAUUUUAAAAUCUUAAUUGAACUAAAAGCAGUUGAAUCGCUUCAUUUCCCACAACGUUGCGCUCUUUAAUAAUGUACUAUGUACCUGCUGUAAGUAAUAUAUCGUAGCAAAGUAAGAUAUAGGAACCGGAGUAUACGAGCGAUACAUCGAUCUUUGUCGAAUUUUAUUUUGAAAAAAGGAAACUUUUUAUGGAAAUUUCGUCGAUGUAGUAAUGUAGUAUAAAUCGAGAGAUGAAAUGAGUAAAAAAAAAAAUUGUUCUAAAUAAAAUGAUGCAAAUGGCA